CGGUUUAUUGCAUAAAAUUUCACACGCAUUGCAUAUGCAGCCGGCUGAAAAAACAGCAACAGAAAUAAAUGACGGCUGCCGGAAUUUUUUCCUUCCCAGUCAUUUAUUUAUCGGCGCUAGGAUUUUUUUAUGCCACUUGUGCCCGGAAAUUUUUUGGAGCCACACUUGCUCUCUCGUUCCUCUAUCGCGGUAUGACUCAGCGUUCAUACGCUCGCUUUGGAUAGAGUCCAGUCUGCGCAUCGCAUCACGCAUCCGUUGCCAGUAGAGAUCGUUUUAUUUCGUUGCUGCGCAAAGACGUUGCAGUAAACAAACACCGGUUCGCCGGUAUUAUGUCCAGAAUUCCCUUAGCCGCGCUCCUCCUGCUGCUGACCCGGCACCCGCCCGCGGUAAGCAGCGCGCGGGCGAGCAGCAGCUGGUCCAGUUCCCCAUCCUCCCCGUCUUCCUCUAGCUGGGGCAGCAGCAGCCGCUCCAGCUCGCCGUCUUCCUCCUGGAGCAGCUCCAGCCCGUCGUCCUUCUCCCGCUCCAGUCCCUCACCAUCUUCUUGGUCCAGCCCGUCGUCCUCCUCCCGCUGGGGCAGCUCCGCCCCCUCUGGCGCCUCCAGCCGCUGGUCCAGCCCACCUUCCCCAUCAUCCCGGAUCUCGUGGUCCAGUCCGCCGUCAUCCUCCCGUCCCAGCCCAUCCCCGUCUUCCUGGUCCAGCCCACCGUCGUCCCCGUCCAAUUGGGGCACCUCCCGGCCGGCCGGACCCACCUCCUCCGCCUCCCGCGUUCCGUGGUCCAGUCCGCCGACACCCUCCCGGUACAACCCAUCCCCACCGUCGUCCUCGUCCAAAUGGGGGACGUCCCAGCCUUCCGGACCGCCUUCCCGCGUCUCCAGCCCUCCGUCGUCCUCCUGGACUUCCCGGUGGCUGCCCUCUCCCCCAUCUUCACCUCCGGCGUCGCCUAAAUCCAGCUGGUACCGGGUCCCCUCUCCGGCGCCAUCCUCCAGUAAAUGGGGCAGCAGCGCCCCAAGCGGCAGUCGCCCGGCGUCCGCUUACGCCGCCGCCGGUAAAGCGGCCGUCAAGAGCGCCUCCAAUCGGCCGCUGGUCUCCCCCGGCAAAGCCGCACCGGUCCGCGUGGUCCCGGUCAUCACUAACCCCGGCGUCACCGUCAUCAACAACUACCGCACACCCAGCAGCUACGUGGUCACCAGCGACGGCGGCUUCUAUAACGGCUACCUCCUAGGGCGGAUGCUGUCCGGCUCGUCACGCCAUUACUACUACGAUUAUGAUUAUUAUAACUACUAUGUUCCGUAUCGCUAUAAUUACCGCCCGUACGAUACGUACGACGCGUACCCGCCGCCCUCUCCGGUGGUGGUUGUCAAUGCACCCGGCACGGCGGUUCCGUUGACCACCACGUCGGCACCUGUAGCAAAGUCCAAGAGUUUUUGCGCACUGGCGCGCUGGAAUAUGGAGCUGCCGUUUAGCGAGCUGCCCAAUAUGGCGCUGCAGUUCCUUUCCAACGACAGCGUUUCCGGUGCAACGUCUACCGACAAAGCCAAGUUUAUGUUUGAACUUUUGAACGGGACGCUGCAGUCGUACGGCGACCUGCCGGUGUCCGCGGAUGUCUUCCAACUGGACAGCAGUUUGAGCGUCAGCCAAUGCGGCUUCCGCACACCCAACCCGCGCGCCCGAUACGCCGGUGCCCAGCGCGCCGCUGCACCAAUACAGGAAAAGAAGGCCGUCAUCUGUGGAUUUUCCCAGAAAGACCAGAACGGCGUUCGGUCGGCAUUCGAUGUGGACUGUGAUCGAUCCAAUGCGAGUAAUGCACCGGAAGUGGACGAACCAUUUGUUAUCAGUAUUAAUAAUCUGCUGGCCAAAUACGCCAGCCCCGCGGGCGACACCUCGGACCUUUUCUCCGACGUCGUCAGCGCGAGCAAGGCCUGCCUGGGCGACCCGCAGCGCCUGAACAACUGGCCGGCGUCGUUGUACCCGUGUCUGGACUUUGCCGUAGACGCCGCGCAGACGACCGCGUUGCACAACGAGGACUCCAUGUUCGGCAACGAAGAGCUAUGCCGAAAACACCUGAAUCCCGAUAUAUCACAGUGCCUCCGUGGCGCCACGACGACCAGCUGCGGUUUGAACGAACUGACCAAUCUGCAGGUCCUGGCGCGCAAUUUUUAUCUGUGUGCCGAACCCGUCGGUAGCAAUCUUCUUGAUUACGCGAAUAACCGUCCGUCGGCCCUGUCUGCCGCUGACGCAGUACCCACCGAGGACAGCACCACAUGGCGGUCGGCCGCGGUGCCGCUAGUGCCGCAGGUGGUGGACGCCGCGGGCGACAAUUCCAACCGGAUUUAUCCUUACCGCUCCGGCUCGGUGCGAUGGCCCGUGACCUUUAACUGUAUACUGCUGUCCCUUUGGAUAUCCGUGUACAGCAUGCCUUUCCUCUUCCGGAUGCCGGUGGGAUAGCGCACCAUCAGGCUAUGACAGGUUCCAAAAAAGCCUGCACAGUGAUUUUUUUGAUUAUGUAUUUGCAGUUGUAAGGCACGUUUACCGAAUUACGAUUGUGAAUUAUUUCUAAUUGCCUCGCGACAGGCAUUACUGCAGACGC
Molecule: messenger RNA, 2586 nt
Organism: Paramacrobiotus metropolitanus
Lineage: Eukaryota; Metazoa; Tardigrada; Eutardigrada; Parachela; Macrobiotidae
Exons: 8
Coding region: 330-2444 (704 amino acids)
Source: RefSeq, a predicted model, not a curated record